AUGUCUCGCUUCCUCGCCCGGUCGGGCGAUCGCUGCCUCCCCUUCUUCAGGGUGCUCAAAAACCCGAAAAACUUUCAGUGGACGACGGAGUGCGAGGAAGCUUUCAAAAAAACAAAGCAGCACCUGGCCAGCCUCCCCCGACUCGCCUCUGUUUCUCCCGGGGAGAAGCUGGGCCUCUACCUAGCGACCUCCCCACAUGCAGUCAGUUUCGUCCUGGUCAAAGAAAGCUCCAGCGAACAACUUCUGAUCUACUACGUCAGCCAUGUCCUGAGCGGACCUGAGGAGCGCUACCCGCCAAUAGAAAAACUCGCACUCGCCCUGGUGCUGUCAGCUCGGAAGUUGCGCCCCUACUUCCAGGCCCACCCGGUGGAGGUCAUCACCGACCAACCUCUUCGGCAGGUCUUAUCUAAAUUUGAUGUUGCAGGGCGGCUCCUCAAAUGGGCGGUGGAGCAUGACGAACAUGAGAUAAGAUACGUGCCCAGGACCGCCAUCAAGGCCCAGGCGAUUGCCGACUUCAUCGUGGAGUUAACGCAGAGGGCAGACGGGGAUCUCGAGCAACCUCCCGAAGCUUGGAUUCUACACGUGGAUGGCUUGGCCAGCUCAAAGGGUGCCGGCGCGGGGCUGGUUCUGCUCGCCCCCGACGGACGCUCGUUUGAGCGCUCCCUCCGCUUCGGGUUUAAAGCCACUAACAACGAAGCGGAAUACGAGCUCAGCGGUGGAUACGAGGCUCGGGACCCAACCAUGGCGAAAUACCUGGCACGGGUAAGGGACCUGACUGCCAAGUUCCCUUAUUUUACGUUGUCUAAUGUUCCGAGGGAGGAGAACGAGCGAGCCGACGCGCUAGCUAAGCUGGUGUCGAAGCCGACCCCCGAAGCAUGGCUGGAGGUCGAGGAGCUUCCUGCCCGUGCCAUCGAAGUAGCGGCUACGACCCUUGGCAGUGCGCCAAUCACAUGGGUACAAGAGCUGCUACGCUUCAAGCAGGAUGGGACCCUUCCCCACGACGAAGUUGCGGCUCGGCGCCUGCGUUGUACACACGCGUGGUACACUGAGGAGAGUGGGUGGAUUUAUAGGCGGUCCUUCACCUACCCCCUCCUACGAUGCUUGGAGCCCGACGAAGCCCAGACAGUCCUGGCCGAGAUCCACGAGGGAGUCUGCGGAGAACACAUCGGCGGGCGAACCUUGGCACAUAAAAUACUCCGCCAAGGUUACUACUGGCCGACCAUGUGUCGAGACGUGAAAGUUUACACGUAG
Molecule: messenger RNA, 1251 nt
Organism: Musa acuminata AAA Group (dessert banana)
Lineage: Eukaryota; Viridiplantae; Streptophyta; Magnoliopsida; Zingiberales; Musaceae
Exons: 2
Coding region: 1-1251 (416 amino acids)
Molecular function (GO): nucleic acid binding
Source: RefSeq, a predicted model, not a curated record